This is a messenger RNA of Ostreobium quekettii, 1149 nucleotides long. NCBI's taxonomy places the organism in Eukaryota, Viridiplantae, Chlorophyta, Ulvophyceae, Bryopsidales, Ostreobiaceae. The record is from the annotation of a GenBank genome assembly.
AUGUUCAGGGUGACGGGGGAGUGCGGGGCCGCCAGGGCCGCGGUGCUGUCCACGAGCCGCGGCAGCCUGCCCACGCCGUGCAUGCUGCUCACGGCGCGUUCCGGGGACCUGCACUCGCUGACCCCGGAUGCAGUCGGGAGGAUGGCUCACCCGCCGGGCGUCAUGAUGGACCCCAUGGACUUCCUUGACCAGCCGAAACCGGAGGGUCUGCUCGAGUAUAACAAGGGCAUCGGGACAUUCCUGGGGCUGCAGAACUGCUGCCUCAUUGCCAUACCCAGAGACCCUGUGGCCUAUGCAUAUGGCACAAAGCCCAACACCAAGAACUCCGUGUAUGUGAUGACACACAAUGGUGCCAGAAUGGUCACACCGGAGCAGUACACCAAUGUCAUCCAGGCGAUGAAACCAGACUAUUACUCAUCCCUGCCAGAUGAGUCACGAAUAACACCUGAAUACUGGCACCACAUCUCCCUCAGGUGUAUCUCCCUCCAUAAGGACCGUGGCCUGGAGUGCAGCCUGUUUGCACCAAUAACUGGUGGGAUGUACAGAGACCAGAGAAGCAGGUCAGCCAUGGAGAGCAUCAAGCGUGACGUUGCAGGAUUCAGCCUGUGUGGUUUCGCAACGGGCGAAACCCCCGAGGAGCGGCCAGCUCUGUUGGAGUCUGCACUGCAGCACCUGCCACCUGAAAAGCCAAGAUUGGCUGUGGGACUGGGGAGCCCAGACGACGUCCUGGAGGCUGUCGAUAGUGGGGUGGACGUCUUCGACAGUGGCUUUGUUCACGAAGUGUCCGCUGGUGGGUACGCCCUGUCCUUCGCACACUGCCUCCAGAGCGAUGCCAAGAUCGACCCAGACAGUGGUGCAGACGACUUGAAGAUCAACAUGUGGGCACAGGAACACAGGGAUCAGCGGCCGCCAGUGGAGGGAUGCAGCUGCUAUUGUUGCAAGAACCACUCACGCGCUUACAUCCACCACCUCCUCCAAGUCCACGAGAUGCUUGCAGAGAUCCUUCUGCACAUGCACAACGUCCACCACAUGGGGCAAUUCUUCGACGCCAUAAGGAGCUCCAUACAGGAAGGCAAAUUCGCAGACUUGAAGUCCAAGUUCAGUGAGAGGAGGAGACAGGCCAUGGCGUGCGAUAGGGGGAACGUGUAG